Molecule: messenger RNA, 2112 nt
Organism: Haliotis rufescens (red abalone)
Lineage: Eukaryota; Metazoa; Mollusca; Gastropoda; Lepetellida; Haliotidae
Product: NEDD8-conjugating enzyme UBE2F-like
Exons: 8
Coding region: 272-823 (183 amino acids)
Source: RefSeq, a predicted model, not a curated record
UCCGGUAGGAAAUAUGUUUGCGUUCUGACAUUAUCGUCGACUUCAUAACGCCAUAUAUUCGUGUUUAUGAAGAAGGUAUACUGUUGUUUGGGGAAGUUGAAACUUGUCGAAAUGGGAUUUUGGAAGAACUAAGUGGUAUCCAUAUAUUACUGUCUGUUCAUGUGAAAUGUGUUUCACAUUGGUGUCAAGUCUCAUUGGUCAGCUGAGAUAGCACAUGUGACAAUUAUUUUCAUGAUGUCCACAGUUCUUUAAAAAACUCCAUUGAGAUAGCAUGAUCACUUUAUCUAAAAAACUGAAGCAGCAGAGUCAGGCUAAGAAAGAUGCAGCUGAAGCCGAGAUACCCAGAAGGGUGUCAGUACGAGACAAACUACUAGUCAAAGAGGUGCAAGAAAUGGAAGAAAAUCUACCCAAGACAUGUCGUGCUCAGUUUGAUGACAUCAAUAAAAUACACAAGUUCUCACUAAUAAUUUGUCCAGAUGAAGGAUUUUGGCAAGGUGGCAAAUUCAAGUUUCAUAUAGAUGUGCCUGAGGACUAUAAUAUUGUGCCUCCUCAGGUUAUCUGCAGUACAAAAAUUUGGCAUCCAAACAUCACGGAGAAUGGAGAAGUAUGCCUCAGUCUCUUGCGACAGAAUUCCUAUGAUAGUAUGGGUUGGGCACCUACAAGACACUUGAAGGAUGUUGUGUGGGGAUUGAAUUCAUUAUUUUCAGACUUAUUAAACUUUGAUGACCCAUUGAAUGUAGAAGCUGCUGAACAUUAUGCUAGAGAUAGGGAAGGAUUCAAGGCCAAAGUUCGAGACUACAUAUCCCAGCAUGCAAAAAGAUAAUGACAGACUUUGUAGGUUGUGUUACAGACUUGACCCGCUUCCAGAUACUCUAUACUUGUACAGAAAUAUAACACCUGUAGAAGUGGUUGUAAUCAUGGCAACAUCAAUUAUAGAUCUCGAUGGAAAAAAGCAACUUACUAAUUCAAUGUUGCCAUUUGUACUGAAGCAUGGCUCUUUUGGACAUGGAAAUGUGUAUUCUGAAAGUGAACAGCGAAGAACAUCUGUAUUUUGAAAGUGACAAGUUGGCAGCAUGUUGUGUGUUUGUGCGACCUUGUGAUACAGCUUUAUGGCAGAGCUAUGAGAUGCAGCGAGCAGGUGGGAGGUAUCAGGAGAUGCAACCCUCCCAGAACUAUCAUUUUGUAUAAAGGUUAUCUUGUAUCAAGACGAUGGAUUUGUUAGCUAUGAUUAUGUUCAUGUGUAAGUGAUUACAUGAUGGAAUGAAACCUUAACUCAGCUACUUUCUCAAAUGUUGUUGGACUGUUUGGGAUUUGAGGACAUGUACAGUGAAAUGGUGACUGUUUCUGUGUUAGACAAAUUUGAUGCAAAAAUGAUGCAUUAAUUUCUCGAGAAUGGAAAGAUGGAAUGAGUUAGUGAAAAUAACUGGAUAACCAUCAUGACAGGUUGUUUUUACUUUUCAUUGUGCCAGCAAUUCGUGGUCACCUUCAUUUUGUUUUUGCUAACUGAGAAUCAGCCAAAUAUUUGUUAUGCUUUUGCCACUUGCCACUCACCCAUUGAAGAAAUUAGUCACAAGAUAAUGCAGAAAUAACAUUGCACAGCUUUAACAUCUUCACAUAUAGAUUAUGGGUAGUUAGGGCUCCAGCUAAACAUGGGCUUGAAGCCAUGUUUGCCUUGAUUAUGUCUCUUUGUUAGUCAGCACCUACUUGUGCCACUAUUCUCCUACAUCCCUUCAUAUAACUGUAAUACUUAUCAAAGUGACGUUUUACCAAACCCACCCAUUCAUGUAGUUCAAACAAGAGAGCGAUAUCAGAGAUGUGAUGAAAACUCUGUGUUGUCACUCAAUAUGGUAUGAAGCAGUAUUGUAUGAAAAAUAUGCUAAUGAACGCUGCAUCAUUGUGGUAGCUUGUACCAUGUGCAGGAGCUAUUUUACCUCAUGCAGGAUGUGUCUACUUGCAUUUGGUUAUUUUGAUACAAAGAUUUUCUGUUUGUUUCUUUCUUAAAAAGCGUGGUCUCCUUUUUUUACACUUGUGACAAUUGUGUGGACGAUACCUUAUUGUAAGCACACAUUUUGUACUGUUGUCAUCCCAACAUAAUAAACUCCUUCAAGUAUU